AUGGGGUUGCUGAUGUUGGUACUCCUGAGACUUAAUUUAAAACCCCCCUUCGAAUUGGCUUAAAUACCAACUAUGAAUCAAAUUGCCUCAACUGGACUUGCUGGCUUGAUGGAUCCAGUCGAACCAGGGCUAUCUUGUGGAAGUGACACAGCUCACAUGAGCAUUUUUGGUUAUGAUCCAUUUACAUUUUACAGAGGCAGAGGAGCAUUUGAAACAAUGGGCUCUGGAAUUGAUAUGGAAGUAGGAGACAUAGCAUUCAAAUGUAAUUUCGCAUAUAUCGAAAAUGGAAUUGUGAAAUUAAGAAGAGUAGACAGAGAAUUCCCUGAAUGGGGUCUUCCUUUGAUUGAUGCUCUCAACACUCAACUAAAGACUCCCAUUUAAAUACAAGCAAAUCACGCAACAGAACAUCGAAUUGGAUUGAAAGUAGUGUCAAAUCAUUAUUCGGGUGAAUUGUCAGAUGAAAUCAUAGGCACUGAUCCACUCAAAGAUAAUCUACCCUUGAGAUAAGCUAAACCAAAAGUACAAUGCGAAAAGGCUAUCAGGACUGCCAAAAUUAUAAAUGAACUAUCCGAUUCCAUACAUUAAAUGCUAUCUGAACAUCCUAUUAAUAUACAAAGAUAAUAGUAAGGACUACCCACAGCUAACAUUGUACUCUUGAGAGGAUGUGGAUAAAGAAUUAAAGUUCAAAGCUUCUAAGAGAAGUAUGGUUGGAAGGGGGCAGUCAUUGCUCCUACAGCCAUUAUCUAAGGAUUAGGAAAGACCAUUGGUUUGGAAUGGCAUCAUGUUGAGGGUGCUACAGGAGACUAUAAUAGCAAUUUCAUUAACAAAGCAAAAAAAGCAAGUGAAUUAUUAGAAAAUGAUUAUGACUUUGUAUUCUUACACAUCAAAGCAGUUGAUGAUGCAGGACAUGACAAAAAUAAAGAUCUCAAAAUUAAGUAUAUAUAGAAGGUGGAUGAAAUGCUUAAUUAUUUUGUGGAUAACACUAAACUGCAAGAUGCUGUGAUAGCUGUUACUGGUGAUCAUACUACUCCAUAUGCUUAUGGAGAUCACACUUUUUAGAGUGUUCCAUUUAUCGUUAGCAAAUUGAGUUUAUUGAAUGGAAAGAAGAAUGAUGUUUAAUUUAAUGAGAUUUCAUGUUUAAAAGGGUCUUUGGGUAGAUUUUGUGGAAAAUAAGUGAUGUAAAUUAUAAAAUAGUAUAGUUCAUGA
Messenger RNA from Paramecium tetraurelia, 1206 nucleotides. RefSeq lists its product as uncharacterized. The transcript has a single exon. The record is from RefSeq and is a predicted model, not a curated record. Gene Ontology annotation, molecular function: metal ion binding. Lineage: Eukaryota; Ciliophora; Oligohymenophorea; Peniculida; Parameciidae.